AUGAAAAAUUGCUGUAUUAUGUGGUGUAAGAAGGACUCUAUUGUUUUUAAAUUUUCUUUUAAUUUAUAAAAAAAUAUUUAUUAUUCUACUACUAAAUAAAUAUUUCUAACUUUGAAUGAUAUAAUUAAUUAAUUAUUCAUGAAUAGAUAGCUAGUUUUUCUAAAAAUUUUAAUUUUUCUAUUAAAUAAAAAAAGUCCCUAAUUAAAAAAGAUUAAAAAGAGUAAAAUAAAUUUUAAUAAAAGGUGUGUUAGAAAAUUGAUGUUAAAAAAAAUUGUUUUGAUAAAUAAUUAAAAAUGUAAAAAAUUUGUUUAUGAGAAAAGAAAAAAAGAAAUUAAAAGAAAAGAAAUUUUAUUUUAAUUAACUGAAUGUACAAUAAAUAAUACUUUUCAAUCAAAUCAGCAUACAUAUAUAAUAUAAAUGUUAAGUAAGAACUCUACUAUAUUAAGCUAACAAUCAAAUUAGUAUUAUAAUUAAUCUUUUCUUUGA
Tetrahymena thermophila SB210 is the source of this 486-nucleotide messenger RNA. RefSeq lists its product as hypothetical. NCBI's taxonomy places the organism in Eukaryota, Ciliophora, Oligohymenophorea, Hymenostomatida, Tetrahymenidae. The record is from RefSeq and is a predicted model, not a curated record. The transcript has a single exon.